Molecule: messenger RNA, 1234 nt
Organism: Bombus impatiens (common eastern bumble bee)
Lineage: Eukaryota; Metazoa; Arthropoda; Insecta; Hymenoptera; Apidae
Exons: 1
Source: RefSeq, a predicted model, not a curated record
GACACCGACACCGACACCGACACCGACACCGACACCGAGGCCACCGACCUGCACAGGACCAGCAGCUGCGUCGCGUUGGCGCUGCCGUUGCCGUUCCCGUACUACGAAUACUACUACUAUCCUCGUGCUGUGAUCGCCGCCUCCUUGUUAAACUCAGAUCGCCGCACGCUCACCGACAAACACGAGGACAACUACUUGCUAUCGUUACUCGCAAGAAUCGACGAACCGCCAGUACCAAAGUGCUUCGACUUAUUGUUAGUAGCAUCGACCAAAAUCCAAUCAAAGGAGUUGAACGAGCAACAGGACGAACAGGAGGAAUACGGUGAACAGGAAACGGAAAACGUGGCCAGUUCGACAAACGACGAGGAAGUAAGAGUGCUCGCGAACGUGAACAGUAACCGCCUUAAUCGCCGGAACGGGCGAGCACGAUUUUCCGCGUGACCAACAGCCACUCGCUGUUACGCCGUGUCGAUGGUAAUCGCGAGUGCGAUUCAUAGAAUACCGGCGUGGUAUAACGGUUACGACUGGAACGAAACGACCCUCGUGCAGACACAGUAUACGCUGAACGCAAAAACAUACACAUUAAAUCGCAGUUCUAAUAAUUAAGCAGACCGAGCUUCUGAGAUACUCACGUAAAAAUAGGGGAAUUCGAAUGAAAAGUAAGAGAACGAAGUACGUACAUACAUUGUUAUAUAUACGCGCGUGAUCUCUCGUGUGUAUUCCUUGUGGAUUUCAGUGACAGUCGAAUCGACGAGCAGAGUGCGCGUACGUAACAGAUUCAGGUUAUAAAUUUUGUGGACUCCUUGCUGGUCGUAGUUUCGAGCCUUCAAGUACGUGGAAAUUUUCGCCGGCAUUCGUGUACAGUGUACGAUCGACGAGAACGGAACGUUGCGCGACAGUCUCGCCGGGAUAUCGUAGAAGAACCACGAUAACCUCAUUGUUGUUUUGAUGCACGCGUGCCGGGUACGAAAGAGAAAAACUCGUUACGAGAAAGGACACGACUGUGAAUACGUAGUGCCAUAUACGAAUGAGAGAAAAAAAGAAUAGUAAAUAUACAAAGGAAAUAUAGAACAAAGGAACGGCAGAAGUGUGAUAUCGGACUGCCCGUUGCAUUCGUACUCCUGCCCUGAAAUUUCGAUUCGUGUAGCGCCAUAUCGCGACACACAUAUACAUAUUGUAUCUUUCUCUGUCUAUCUAUCUGUCUCCCUCUUCCGCCUCUUUCUUUAUCUCUUUU